This is a messenger RNA of Haplochromis burtoni (Burton's mouthbrooder), 1970 nucleotides long. Its product is annotated as syntaxin-11. The coding region runs from base 464 to 1366 and encodes 300 amino acids. The transcript is spliced from 2 exons. Lineage: Eukaryota; Metazoa; Chordata; Actinopteri; Cichliformes; Cichlidae. The record is from RefSeq and is a predicted model, not a curated record. Gene Ontology annotation, biological process: synaptic vesicle fusion to presynaptic active zone membrane; intracellular protein transport; exocytosis. Gene Ontology annotation, cellular component: SNARE complex; presynaptic active zone membrane; plasma membrane. Gene Ontology annotation, molecular function: SNARE binding; SNAP receptor activity.
ACUUCCAGCUCAAUGACAGCUGCUCUUUGUCAUGAUGCGUAUAACGCCAUUAACCAGUUGUUUAACCUGCACACAGGUGCCAUCACAAAACAAAUAAAGCUGCUUAUUACGUGUCUUUCAAGGCGUCUAGUCAAAUCCCUUUGUUUUCUUGUUUGUUUCCUUAAAUUUUCAUUAAUUCUUGUUUUUGGGCAUGUCAUUUACCAGGAAUGCCUUCUUACUUAAUCCAUUUGCUUGAUUCGUGAGUUGAAACGGUACUCUAGGAGGUAUUAUGUGUCGCAGUGGGAAGGCUUAAGUGAGUCACCUGUUAAGGGGCCGGCAAUCACACACAAUGCUGAAAAGAAAGUAGACGGCCAACUUCCUUCAGUAGAUUAAACACAUACUCGCUACAAAAAUGUCAAAUGAGACAAGCUGAAAGGAUUUACUUACCUUUUCUGUAGCGUGGUGGCCGUUUAAAGAAGGCAGAAUGCGGGACAGGUUGGAGAGGCUGCAGACCAUUAGAGAGGAGCAGGAGGAGUACGAGCCCGAAUUCUAUGGGUUUGAGUAUGAUGUAGACAAGGGAACUUUGUCUCAUCAAGCGGUAAUAUUUGAGAGCUCCUCAGCUACUGAGGUCAUCCUAAAGGAGGCUGAGUCAAUACGCAAGGAGAUCUCCCUGCUCCACUUGGAGGUGGCACGUCUGCACGCCCACAACGAACGAUUUGGCACCUCUGUGCGCCGCCUGACCCUUAUUAAAAAGGAUUGUGACUCCAUUGCCAGAGGGAUCCAACAGCGGGGGGAGGCUCUGUACGCCCGUCUACAGGUCCUGGGUAAACGGAGCAAAGAGCUUGAAGAGAAAGAGGGCCCCAACAGUGCUGUUAGUCGCAUUGCCCGUGCUCAGUACGAGUCACUGACCUGCGCCUUCCACAGUGCUAUGACUGACUACAGUAAGGCGGAAGAGGUUCAGAGGAAUACCUGCAGGGUGAGGAUCCAGAGGCAGGCCUCAAUACUGGGGAAAGAAAUCACUGAUGAGCAGCUGGAUGCGCUGGUGGACAAAGGUGGUGAGGGCUGGGCGGAGCUGUCCCAAGGCCUUCAGAAUCAGAGUGUACGCUCUUGCCGCGCUGCGUUGUGCGAGAUCAAAGGCAGACACAAGGACCUGGUGGAGCUGGAGGCCAGGAUGAAGGAGAUCCACGAACUGUUUCUCCAAAUGGCCAUACUAGUGGAGGAGCAGGGAUCCAUGCUCAAUAACAUUGAGGCUCAUGUGUGCAACACUGUGGAAUAUAUUGAAAAAGUCCACGUUCAUAUGAAGAAGGCCAUACAGUACAAGAGGAAAAACCCUUUCCUCCAGUGUUGCCCCUGUCUACUGUGCUGGAAAAACGACCAAACUUUUUAGGACUGUGUUUGACGUAAAUGAUUGAAAUUCUGAUUAAACAUUUAACUAUUUACGUAAAAGAUAUGGAACUAAACAAAAAGGAAAAAGUAAUGUGGAAUAUUUUGAUGAAAGACGAUGGCACUAAGUGCACUGAAGACAGUUCUUCCCUGGGUAGAAACACAAUGUAUUUCUGUGAAAGGGAGUAAUUUGUAAGCUCAAAAUCUAUCAAAUUACAGAUAAUGUUAUGAUCACAGAAUUUACCCCUGUAUGUAUUUGAGAGAAGUUUUAACAAAUUGAUGUUUUAAGUUGAGACUGUUAUCGUGUUCAGUGAUGCACAAAAUAAACUAUAGCUGUAGGAAAAAAAGAUCGGCUAGUUUUUCCAGAUUCUUUGAGUCUAAGUAAGCGUAAAAACAUUUGACACCCAAAUGAUCCAGACAUAAUCACAACUAACAAGAGCUGUACUGUGUAGCUUUUAACUAAAUGUCAUGUCAGACUGAGAUAAAACUAAGUUAUAUCAGUAAGAGGUGCAGUGAGUAUGAUGUAGACAAGGGGACUUUGUGUGUACAUUUCUCUUAUAUUACACUGGCCCAAGAUUAUUUUGCGUUAAUGUAACAAAAUGAUCUAA